Saccostrea cuccullata (small rock oyster) is the source of this 969-nucleotide messenger RNA. Its product is annotated as kielin/chordin-like protein. Gene Ontology annotation, cellular component: extracellular region. The transcript has 7 exons. Gene Ontology annotation, molecular function: peptidase inhibitor activity; protein binding. The coding region runs from base 54 to 959 and encodes 301 amino acids. Lineage: Eukaryota; Metazoa; Mollusca; Bivalvia; Ostreida; Ostreidae. The record is from RefSeq and is a predicted model, not a curated record.
UAGGUCAGCCCCCUUAUCUAUUGUGUAUCACGAAUUCUGGAACAUCUAAAAAUAUGGCGGCCUACAUUGUUCUUAGUCUUAUAUUAGUACAGGUUUUUGAAAUUAACGCUGUAUGUCAUCUGGACGGGGUAUCUUACUCAGUCGGAGACACGUGGGUAGCAGACGAUGGCUGUAACCUGUGCACGUGCUACCAAUCCGGGAUGCAUUGUACAACAGGCGACUGCACAUUUCCCCACAGGUGCCUCUAUCACGGAAGGAGUUAUGUAGAAGGGGACCGGUUCCUGGCAUCUGACGGGUGUAAUCACUGCCUGUGUACACUACACGGGGCUGCCUGUACAGAAAUGGCAUGUGCUGUCUCCGAAACAACAACAGCUGCUCCCCAACCUGUAGGCAAACGUGAGAUGACGACCACAGCUACCGUCCCUCAGACCGGAGGUUGCCAUUAUAACGGUAAGACGUACUGGGCGGGCGACAGCUUCCGGGCGACAGAUGGAUGUAACACGUGCUAUUGUUCAGCGCAUGGUGGCGCCCUCUGCACAGAAAUGUUCUGUGGCCCAAUGUUACUCUGCCAUUACAACGGAACUGAUCACAAGUCCGGAAGUACCUACCCUUCGAUGGAUGGGUGUAAUACAUGCACCUGCACAGAAUCCGGUCUAACAGCGUGUACAGAGAGGGCUUGUCUCAGAGGUUGCACCUACAAUGGACGCCAAUACGAGCAGGGGGUUACUUUUAACAGUGUGGAUGGAUGUAAUAUUUGCAAAUGUUCAGAUGAUGGGAGCUAUUCCUGCACAACAAAAUUGUGCAUAUCAAAGGUCUGUGAUUAUAACGGGAAGACGUACAAUGUCGGAGAAGGCUUCCCUGCUGACGACGGGUGUAACCGGUGCUUCUGCGCAGCAGGGGGCGUGGUCGCCUGUACUAAAAUGUACUGCCCACCCUCAACACCAGCACCUAGUCAAUAAAUAAAAUGUA